Messenger RNA from Debaryomyces hansenii CBS767, 516 nucleotides. It is a transcript of the gene ARC19, whose product is annotated as Arc19p. Gene Ontology annotation, cellular component: Arp2/3 protein complex; actin cytoskeleton. Bases 1 to 516 code for a protein of 171 amino acids. Gene Ontology annotation, molecular function: actin filament binding. NCBI's taxonomy places the organism in Eukaryota, Fungi, Ascomycota, Pichiomycetes, Serinales, Debaryomycetaceae. The record is from RefSeq and is a predicted model, not a curated record. Gene Ontology annotation, biological process: Arp2/3 complex-mediated actin nucleation; actin filament polymerization. The transcript has 2 exons.
AUGUCACAAUCAUUAAAGCCAUACUUAACAGCUGUUAGAUCUUCGUUGACAGCAGCAAUAUGCUUGGAGGACUUUUCUUCACAAUUAGUGGAAAGACAUAACAGACCAGAGAUAGAAGUUGAUAAUAGUCACAACCCUGAAUUGAUAUUAAAUCCUAUGAUAAUAGCUAGAAACGAGAACGAAAAAAUCUUAAUUGAGCCCUCUGUAAACUCGGUUAGAGUUUCUAUAAAGAUUAAACAAGCAGAUGAAAUAGAGCAAAUCUUAGUUCAUAAGUUCACCAGGUUUUUAACUUCAAGGGCCGAAAAUUUCUUUAUUUUAAGAAGAGUCCCUAUAAAGGGAUACGAUAUAUCUUUCUUGAUUACUAACUUCCAUACUGAACAAAUGUUGAAGGAUAAAUUGGUUGAUUUCAUCAUAGAAUUUAUGGAAGAUGUUGAUAAAGAAAUUAGUGAAAUGAAAUUGUUCUUGAAUGCUAGAGCUAGAGUUAUCGCUGAGGCAUACUUGACCCCAUUCGAUUAA